Messenger RNA from Penicillium cosmopolitanum, 1563 nucleotides. RefSeq names its product Vegetative incompatibility protein HET-E-1. The coding region runs from base 1 to 1563 and encodes 520 amino acids. The record is from RefSeq and is a predicted model, not a curated record. The transcript has a single exon. Lineage: Eukaryota; Fungi; Ascomycota; Eurotiomycetes; Eurotiales; Aspergillaceae.
AUGCCAGCCCAAGAUCAAGACAAACAAAGCAGGGAUCGCUGCGUCGACUACUUCGCGGUGACCGAUCCGCGCGACGUCAAGAGGACCAUCCACCAGACAAGGGGGGCCGCCCUCAAGAAAUCCUAUGACUGGAUCCUCCGCCAUCGCCAGUUCCAGCGUUGGCGCGACAGCAACGAUAGCCAGGUUCUUUGGAUCAAAGGCGAUCCCGGUAAAGGCAAGACUAUGCUGCUCUGUGGUAUCACCGAUGAGCUCUGCCCUGCCACGAAACUAGCAGAUCCCCAAGCCAAGACAUUCUUAUCUUUCUUUUUCUGCCAAGCCACCGUCCGCAAGCUGAGUAACGCUCAUGCCGUUCUGCGCGGAUUGAUCUAUAUGCUCGUGAAGCAGCAGCCAUUGUUUCUCUCACACGUGCAGGAGAGAUUCAAGGAUACAGGGGAGCCGCGAUUUGGGGAUACGGAAGCAUGGGCUGCAUUAUGCAAUAUGUUCUUGGAGAUCUUGCGCGACUGGAACCUGGAUAAGAUCUUCAUCAUGGUUGAUGCUCUCGACGAAUGCGUACAGGACCAAGACAAGCUCCUCCAGUUCAUUCUUCAAGAGACAAAAGAACUACCGCAUAUCAAAUGGAUCAUCUCCAGCCGGAACCAUGUCGAACAGCGCAUAAGGCUAGUGGACUCGCAAUCAAUACUGAGCCUGGAACUGCAGGAGAACACAGAUUCUGUAUCUGAGGCUAUCGGUGUUUACAUUUCCGACAGGAUAUCGAAGCUUGAAUCUCUACAGGAUAAUCCGGACCGGGAAUAUGUUCAACGGGCCCUUGAGAAGAAAGCCGAGGGAACGUUUCUCUGGGUGGCUCUCGUCGUCCAGGAACUCGAGGACGUCGACAGCUGGGAGGUGAGGCAGGUGGUCGACGAUAUACCAAAAGGGCUGGAUGAUCUGUAUGCGCGAAUGAUAGAUCAUAUCAAUGAUCCCGCCGCGCGAAGCGGAGAGUACUGUCAGCUGGUUCUCUCGGCGACCACACUGGCCUACCGGCCGCUUCAGCUACUGGAGCUAGGAGCAGUGUCCGGACUCCCAGACGUGAUCGCCGGCAACGCUAAGAAUAUGGAGAAGAUUGUCAAGAAGAGCGGCUCCUUCCUCACGGUCCGCGACAAGACAGUCUAUUUUGUGCAUCAAUCUGCCAAGGACUAUCUGAUGGAGAAGGGUGGCCUGAGCAUAUUCCCCUCUGGUCCUGCGGCUGCCCACCACCGAAUGUUUACACAGUCACUGUGUAUCUUGAAGAGUACAUUACGGCGCGAUAUGUAUAAUAUGGGCGCUCUAGGUACUCCUAUCAACGAGGUCAAGCAGCCUGAGCCAGAUCCGCUCGCAGCAGGGCGUUAUUCAUGUGUCUACUGGGUGGACCAUCUCGAACAAGCUGGAUCAUACGAAGAACUUCAGGACACUGGAACCGUCGACACAUUCCUCCGAACUCGAUGUCUCUACUGGCUCGAGGCACUGAGUCUUCUUCGAAGCGUAACGGAUGGGGUAAUGUCGAUACAGAAACUCGGGGUUCUGCUACAGGUAUGGGUUCGUUUCUAG